UGCCGGGUGCUCUGAGGCGGCUUCCGGUCGGGUUUGUCCGGGUCACCCGUGCCUCCUCCUGGCCCUGUGCGGCUGGUGUGUCGGUCUCGGUGCCGGCCUCACCUGGCUGGGCUCGUCUUCUGGGGACUGGAGUGGAUUUUUUCUCAGAUUCUUGUCCUUGUACUACUAAAAUUAUCCCUAACUAAAGAUGCAUCCAGACCUGUCUCCUCAUCUACACACUGAAGAAUGUAACCUAGUUAUCAGUCUGCUCAAGAAGUGUCACAAGGAGCACAACAUUUUGAAAUUUUUUGGCCAUUGCAAUGAUAUUGACCGUGAGAUGCGAAAGUGCUUAAAGAAAGAGUAUGAAGAAAACAGGGCCAGGAACCAGGCGAUGCGACGGAGGCUAAUUAAUGCUCACAAAAACUCAGAGAAGUGAGCUGCACUGUAGCUGGACAGCUGCAUCUCCAUAGGGACACUUGGUUGAAAGUUGACAGAAUACUUCUUUCACGUCACCAAUGCUCAGCCUGUGAUUUGUGAAAUGGUGAAAAAAUAAACGCACCUAAUGCAUACUCAUUCCCAGCAAGGCAAACAACAUGGAAAAAAAAAAAAUAUAAAUCAUCACUCACAACUUGACUUAAUUUUUUACUUCUGAAAGACGACUAUUAUGGCAAGUCUUUGUUCUGGCAUAGUUUCGUUAUGAUUAAGUAAUGAGGAAUUGGUGUGUAUGGAGUAUUAUGUAUUUAGGGCUGCUAUAUUCCCUACCUUGUGUUGAGCUGCAUUUAUUUCUUUGUGUUUAGCAGUUUUUCUUUCAUCUUGUUUUUUUUUCUUCUUCUUGCAAAACACUGAAUGACUUUUCCAUCACUCUUUGUAAUGUUGUGAUAACACUGCUUAAAUAAAUUAGCAAAAAGAAAUUUUAAACAGAUGUGGCUUGAAAUUGGAAAUUGCCUAUCAAGUAAUUGCAGUUCUAGCAUUUUUAUUGGAGCCAAAAUGAUGAAACUACCAUCUUCCACCGAGAAGAUUAAAAGUCCUUCCUGCCAGCCAUACAUACAGUGUAGACUGUUGUAAGACAAUUUGUUCAUCAUACCCAAAGCAAGCGGCUUUAGAAAUUCAGAAUGGAACAUUUCCAGGGAUUUACAGAGCAUUGCCUUGAUUUUUGUUGAGUACAAUCAAAGUGUGCAGAGUGAUUUUUUUUUUUUUUUUUUUUUUGGAAGAGGAGUGCUGCCAAAAAUACAAGCUAAAUAGUUCUUUCACAUACUGUGGUACAAAAGUGAAGUCACGUUACGACUAUUUCUGUUGAAGGAAAACUCACAUUGAAGUGAACGAAAGUGUAACUUGCCUUUCUGUUAGGCAAGUCAACUAGUAUUGUGUUAACCAAGUUGCCUUGUUAGCCUAUAAGAGCUGUUUAUUUGCUAUCAAACUGCAGAAAGUCCUCAGCAAGUCUCUGGAUUCAGAAGAUUUGAUAUUAAAAUGUGUUGGUUUAUGCAGUGAUGGAGCUGCUUCUCUGGUUGUCUGCUGGAUUCACCUUAUUUUUAAAUUACUUUUCUGUUCUGCCUAGCAACAAAAGACUAUUUUAAACAAAUAAAUUUUAUUGCGCCAAAUAUACCGAGUGUCAUGAUACCUUUUAAAGAAGGUGCCUAUUCUACACUGAAUUCUAUGGUUUGUUGUAAGAACCGUUGUUGACACUCAAUCUUGAAAUAGUACAUGCACUGGUUUUGGAAGAAAGCUGUAUUUUGUGAUCUAUUUUGAAAGACUAAGAAUAUUUGUACUUAUUUUUUCACUACCUGGAUGGCUCUUGUUAAAUUGGUAAAACUUAACCACAAUUGUUUUCAGGGAAAGUUCCAAGAAAAACUGAAGCAAUUGUUUCUGCAUCUUUUGAAAUGCUGUCUUCUUUCUUAGAACAAGUAAAUGAUGCAUUAUUUGAAUUAAAUAUUUGAGUGUUUGGAAGUGGUGCAGUCUUUUUAUUGGUACUCUUCAGGAUACUUUUGAAGAGUACUUUAUAGUGAAGUUCCCUAACUGGGCACUCUGCAUCCUUGAUCCUUCUUCCAUUUGUGAUGACAAACUCUACUUCAGGGAAGCUUUUAAAUAGGAUUUGGUGAUGCUUGUAAUUUUUAAGUAAAUAAAUAAAUAGAGAAUUGUCCUAGCAAUUAGGUCGAGAAGCUGAUAUCUGAGUGCAGAAGCACUGAAGCUUUACUGUCUUUCAUCAGAUUGUGUUAGUUCAGAUCUUUCACUAGAAUAGCAACAAAAUAAGAAUCCAAGAGCCACUUAACACAGCUCAUUAGUCAGAAUUGUAUUUUCAAAUAUCAAAUUAGCUAAUGAAUGAAAGACCAGAUGGCGUGCACGAUUUCUAUUGAUACUUUGAACUACAUUUAGCAAUAAAUCUAUUUUACAGAUAAACUUUGUUUACCUGUGAAAGUAUGAUCACAUUCAUCCUUCUGUUUCUUUUUGCUCAUUGUCCACUAGUAGUGUGAUAUAAGAUCGCCCGUUGAUCGCUGUGGUUUUGUUCCUUUUCUUGAGAGAGGUUAUGUUGCUAAUUUGAUCUUCAAGCUGAGAAACACUAGUGUAAUAUUGCUUACAGUUUAUCUGACAGAGAAGGAGAGUAAGGAUGAAAUGCUAAAUAUGGAGGUGUUUUUGUUUCCUAAAGUGAGCUGAGUGGUGAGUAGGGGACAUGUUGGGUGAAAUAAACUUUAUCUGUAAG
This is a messenger RNA of Grus americana (Whooping crane), 2674 nucleotides long. RefSeq names its product C-X9-C motif containing 2 (gene CMC2). The record is from RefSeq and is a predicted model, not a curated record. Lineage: Eukaryota; Metazoa; Chordata; Aves; Gruiformes; Gruidae. Gene Ontology annotation, cellular component: mitochondrion. The coding region runs from base 188 to 415 and encodes 75 amino acids. The transcript has 4 exons.